Messenger RNA from Cimex lectularius (bed bug), 2054 nucleotides. It is a transcript of the gene fal, whose product is annotated as deoxynucleoside triphosphate triphosphohydrolase SAMHD1. NCBI's taxonomy places the organism in Eukaryota, Metazoa, Arthropoda, Insecta, Hemiptera, Cimicidae. Gene Ontology annotation, cellular component: nucleus. Gene Ontology annotation, biological process: dGTP catabolic process. Gene Ontology annotation, molecular function: dGTPase activity. Bases 387 to 1877 code for a protein of 496 amino acids. The record is from RefSeq and is a predicted model, not a curated record. The transcript has 9 exons.
UGAAUAAGCGUGUAUGUGAAGUCGAUUUACUAUGUUCGACUUUACCUCGGUAUUAAUAAAGGACUAGCCAGUAGCCGGUUAGUGACAGAACAUUGUCCAUGAUUGAACCGAUACAUAACACAGGCCUUGGUUUCCGCUAUCCUAUUCCUGAGCUGUGGCCCACUCACCACCCAGCUUGGAAGUUUUUUAAGGCGGAAAAUGACCCAAAGCGAUUGAUCGCCUUUUAUAAUUAAAAAAAGAAGAAGAAAAAGCACUAUCCGGGCAUUAUAUCAAGAGAGAGCGUCAGCGAAAUCAAGCUAGUCAAGAUUUUAACCACGCGUCUUGAAUCAGCAGAUGUCGCCGUAAUAUAAAUACCGCAUUCAUUUUCAGGCUUAGUCUAAAAUAAGAUGUGGCCUGAAUCCAUGCUAGUUCAAUCUGAUAUUGCUUGCUGUAGAAUGGCCGGUGCCCAGUACACGGGAAUCCGAGACGCUGUCAUCGGUCAGGUCGAGAUCCACGAAGUGUGCAAGGCAAUUGUGGACACUGAAGAGUUCCAGAGGCUGAGAUUCAUCGCGCAAUGCGGAUUUGGCAAGUUCGUUUUCCCGACUGCAAAUCACACGAGAUUCGAGCACAGCCUAGGAGUCUGCCACAUGGCUAAAUUGAUCCUGGACUGCCUGGAAAAAAACCUCGAUGACGACGUCGUCGUGAUCACCAAGGAGGAUAAACUCUGCGUCCAAAUCGCCGCCCUCUGCCACGACUUGGGCCACGGCCCGUUUUCCCAUUUCUGGGAGCACUUUUUGAAAGAGAAAUUUGAUAAAACAUUCAUUCAUGAAGAAAUGUCUGAGAAAUUGUUAGACAGGAUUUACGAAAAUCACGAGAAAGUAAGAAAUGUUUUCAAAAAGCACAAUCUUGGAAGGGAGGAGCUGGAAAUUGCCAAAAGGAUGAUUAGAGGUGUUCUUCCUGAAGACAAGACCAAAAAUUAUUUAUAUGAGAUAGUGUCAAAUAAAAUUAGCGGAGUUGAUGUUGAUAAAUUGGAAUAUUUACAAAGGGACUCACACCAGUUUGGCAUGAAUUGUUUUGUGGCAAUUGAUUACCUAUUGAGCACUGCAAAAAUAAUCAAAUUGCCAGAUGGAACGACUACCAUAGCUUAUAGGGAGAAGACAACUUACAAUCUAUUAGGCAUGUUUUUGAACAGAGCUGAAAUGCACCACAGGUGCUACCAACAUCCAGUCACUUUGGCUAUCGAGCUUAUGUUUUCAGGCGCUUUAAAACAAGCUGCUGACAAUGAUUUUGGAAUCGAUUAUAAAGAAAAUGGCCAAGUCAAAAGAAGAAAAAUUGACGAAUGUCACAACCAUCUGAACGAGUAUAUAAAGUUGACUGAUGAUAUUUUUAUGAAUAUUUAUAACUCAUUGAGUGACUCCUUACAUGAAGCUAGACACAUUUUGAAAAGAAUAUUACACAGGAAUAUUUAUGUGCUAGUACUGAAGGAAAACAUAACUAAGGAAAUGAAUUUUACUGAUAUGAAUUAUAAUAAACUUAAGACUAUUGUAGAAAAUUCUUUAUUGAAGGAAUUGAACAACAAGUAUAACGGCCAAUAUGAAUUCCAUUGUAAAAUUGUUGUGAUCAAUAUGGGUGGAACGUCGGAUAAUCCUCUUAAGAACAUUCAUUUUUACAACAAGCAUAAUGAAAUUACUCACCAAGACAAUUAUCUCGAUGCAAGAUUUUAUUCUAAGGAUUCAAAUUUUGUAAGCAAGGUAUGCUUCAUCUUCUGUGAUUUUGGAGGGACACAAAAACCCAGUGAUGACACAAUUCAAGCAAUUAAAAAACAAUGCCGCGAAGAAUUUGACAAGACUUUCCAAAGGAAAUCACACGUAAAUUCUUUCAUUUCAUCAACCAAAUAAUAUAUAUUUUAUUAUAUAAUGAAUGCUGUAAAUAUAUAUAAUUGUAACUUAACCAAAUCUAGCAGAAUGCCAUGUUGUUUUAAUUAAAUUCUAUCGAUCGUUCAAUUUAUGACAAUUAUUUUAUAUUAAAAGAUGGAUAUACAUUUCAAUGCACCAAAGUAAAUCAAUGCAUCACAU